Molecule: messenger RNA, 4372 nt
Organism: Salvelinus fontinalis (brook trout)
Lineage: Eukaryota; Metazoa; Chordata; Actinopteri; Salmoniformes; Salmonidae
Gene: nol8
Product: nucleolar protein 8
Exons: 18
Coding region: 127-3774 (1215 amino acids)
Molecular function (GO): RNA binding
Source: RefSeq, a predicted model, not a curated record
CUCCGGAAUCAAACACAUGUGUUCACAAAUGUAGCCGGAAUCUUCUCGUGUACCACUCGUGUACCACCAUCUGGAUGCGUGUGAAUUUCCAACACUGAGAUCUGUCAACGUGAGGAGUUAGUCACCAUGAAACGUCUAUAUAUCGGUGGCCUGAGCCACACCAUCACUCAAAAGGAUCUGAAAGACAGAUUUGGUAAAUUUGGUGAUGUCCAGGAUGUGGAACUCAGGACCAGGAGAGAUGAUGAAGGAGUUCCUUAUAAAACCUUUGGAUAUAUCAAUUUAGAAAUUACUGAUGCUGAUUUUAAGAAAUGUAUGACUGUGCUGAACAAGACCAAAUGGAAAGGUGGAACAAUACAAAUUGAGCAGGCCAGAGAAACCUUCUUACAGAAAUUAUCUCAGGAGCGUCAUGAAGCAGCAGAGAAGAUCAAGUCACCAAUCGUCAACCACAAAGUGAAACUAGUGGAGUCUAUGAAGGAAGCGGGAGUGGAGAACUUCCAUAUGAAGGCAGCUGUUCCUGGGACAGAGAUACCUGGGCACAAGGAUUGGGUUGUGAGUAAAUUUGGACGAGUCCUCCCAGUUCUUAAUCUCAAGUGCCAAGGAAGGAACAAAUUCAUCAAGUAUGAUCCGUCGAAACACAGCCACAACAUCAAGAGACUAGAGAGUUCAGCUGAGGUCCUAGACCCGACGCCCGUGUCCCAACUAACGUGGGAAAUGUCAGGCGGAGACGACGACAUCAGCAAGAAGAGAAGAGGAGAGUUCCCACCACAGAAAAAAACACCACCCGCUAAAAAGAAGAAAGUUGGAACGACGAACCAAGUCGUUGCGAACGGACAGUCCGACAGUGUGAAGUCCUGUGGUACCUCGGAGAAAGGUUCAACGGUUCUGAAGUCUAAGGGAGAAACCAGACCUCCAAAUAAACCUAAACAGACACCGGUCUCUAAGAAAUUCCACACACAAACCUCUGUGUGUGUUUUUGACAGUGGCGAUGACUCAGACGGUGACAUUAGGAUGUUGGCACAGCGGAGUGCACCGGCGGACGGCCCAGUAGUAGACGAGGAUGAAGAUGACUUGGUGGUGGUAGGCGAUAACUACAUACCCAGAACAUUCUUUACGCAGCACAGGAUUAAAGAUGUCUGCCAGCUUCCAGGUGAGUCUUCUGGGAAGAACGAGGAGGAUUAUGACUCCGCUGAUACGGAUGAGAUCCUCAACUCCAGGAAAACACCCAGCGGUACCAAGCAGGACCAACUGCCUGAGGUCAGGAAAACACAGGAGAAAGCUGAGGUGAAUAAGCAAACCAACAACCUGGAAACAGACAGAACUAAAGAGAAAAAGGCUAACAAAGUCCUCCCCAAAAAGGCUGUAAAGAAAGUCUUCCCUGUAAAGAAGGCCCCUUCGUCAGAGAGUGAUAGUGAGGAUGAUGACUCGGAAGAAGAGAGUGAGAAAUCCAACUCUUCAAAAGCCAAAAAGACUUAUAACGUCCUCCCUAAGAAAAAGGCUAUUGAGAAAUCCACCAGCCCUUCAGAAUCUGAUGAUGAUUCGGAAGAAGAGAGUGAAUCUCACUCUUCAAAAGCCCAAAAGCCCGGCAAGAAGUUUGCCUCUAAAAAGAAGACCCCUCCUUCAGAAUCAUCAUCUGACGAUAGCGAAUCAUAUGAAGAUACAUCUGAGGCUAGCGCCGAUUCUGAAUACGAAGCCAUGUUUACUAACUGUCAGAGGUUAGAGUUUUCACUGGACGAUCUGCAGCAGCUGGUUAGAGAAUCAUUUUUAAAAGGCUUGGACAAGGACAGCGACGACGACGGUCCGGGAUCUGAUUCACAACAACCUGGACCAAAUCGUGUGUCUGAGGUGCUAGGAAUAGAACCCCGGGUUACUGCCUCUAAGGCUCCGGUACCGCUGGCUAAGACAGGAAAUGGAAACACACCAGAGGAGAUUCUGGCGGCCAUCUUUGAAGAGGACGACAGUGACGAGGUGAGUGAGAAGAAGAAGAAGAAGGGGAAGAAGAAAACGAAUGCGUCAUCUCUUCCUGCUUUCCAGGGCACCAAGGUUCUCUUAGCCACGUCAUCACAAAGUGCCGGACAACGCAGUCUAAAAAGACAAGUUGAGGAGGACGGUAAAACGGAGACGUCCACAAAGAAACAGAAACAAGACAGAUUAGUCAAGACUGUGACAAAACCCUCAGAAACUAAAGGUACAACUCGUCCUCCCCGCAGCUCGGAUAGUGAAGAUACAACCGAGGCACCAGCCCUCAAACUGAAAACUACUUCUAAAGCCAAGGCAGAGAAGAAGCGUGUCCCAGAGGCUAGCUCUACAUCCAGCAGCAGCAGUGGUUCCUCCAGUCUGGAGUCGGAGCCUAGCGCCUCUAGGAGUGUACCCGCUGAAAAGACUCAGAAGGCUGAGGUGUCUAAGAAGCCCCAGAGUGCGGUGGUAGAUGCUCAGCAGCAGGACAAUCAGAAACGUCUAGCCGCUCAGGAACAGAGACAGAAGGAGGUUGAACUGCAGAAGAAGCUCAUCCAGGAGGCUCUGGCUAAACUGGAUUCAGCUGCUAAUGGGAAACACCACAUCAAGUUCAGCUCUGAUGAGGAAGAUGAGGAAGAACAGACUUCCCCCGAACCUCCCAACCCCAAGAAGAAACUGUUCCAGAACAGCCAGUCUGAUGAGGAAGACUCUCGUGAUGGAAAACCAGGCCUUAAAGACAAGAAAUCUGAGAAGCUGGCGGGCAGCAACCUGUUUGACGACGACGACGAUGAAGAUGAUGAUGAGGAGAAGAGAGAUGGGGACAGGUUCAAGAUUAAACCUCAGUUUGAAGGGAAAGCUGGAGCGAAGCUCAUGAAGCUGCAGUCGAGGUUUGGAACGGAUGAGCGAUUCCAGAUGGAUCACAGGUUUAUUGACAGCGAUGACGAGGAACCAGAGAUAGAGUUGUCUCAGCCGGAGAAAGAGUGCGAGCUGGUGGAGGAGAAGAAGAAAAGUCUAGACAUCUUAAAUAGUCUCCUGAACAUCAACGUAAAACCAUCUGACCCUAAUAAACCUACAGCCAAGGGCAAGACGUUCAGAGAUAUCUCAGCGUUGCAGUAUGACCCAACCAACGAGGAGCACGUUGCUUUUGAAACUAAGAAUGACAAGCCCAAGAAAGACAGUAAACUGGCAAAGAAGAAGAAGCGGAAGGAGGCUGAGAAGCUGCCAGAGGUCUCCGGGGAGAUGUAUUACGAUGUGUCCAUGGAUAUGAAGGAGGUGUUUGGAAUCUCCAAGGAGGAGAAAACCGAGGAGGAGGAGAAGAAUGUGGCCUGGGAUAAAGAAGAGGAAGAGACCAGUCAGCCUAUGGCAGUAGAUCCAGUGAUGGUGUCAUCUCACCUAUUAACCAAUGAGGAAGAGGCAUCGUCAGGCUUCAAGUUCUCAUUCUUUGGGGGUGACACGGCAGCCGAAACCAACACUGAAAAAGAGGAGUACCGUAUCGAGACGCUCAAGGGGGCCAAGGUGUCAUGGCAGGUGGACCCUCGUUUCCAGGACAGCAGUGAUGAGGAGGAGGAGGAAGAAGAGGAGGCCAAGGAACAUACUGACACCAUUACACCCACAGAAGCGCCGCUGGCAUCAAAAAAGGCCUUCUUCUUUUUCCAGUUCGACGAUGAACGGUUAAAAGAGGGGCCUAAAGCGUUCUGCAGGUCAUCCAAGCUGGAGGACCAAAGAGAGGAGUGGGAGGAGAAGAGGACCGGGCUCAUAGAGGAGUACCGUAAAAAACACAAAGAUGCCAGAAGGAAGCUGAGAACCUCCCAGAGAAACUGACGCGCAACAUCCACAAGUCGUUGAGAGGACAUCUUGUCUUACCCGACCGAGUUAUGACAAACGAUCCAUGGUAGUCAAGACUUCUCCUCGGAUCAUUUCAAAAUUAAUGUUUUUUGACUUGAGGGAUGUUACUUUUUAUUAUGUUAAAAGUUCUAACCUACAACUUCAAUCGUGUUACCAGCAUAGUUUUUUUUUUUAUCGUAAAGAAACAUGGCCGUUUUACCAAUAAAACCAGCUCCAUUUUCCGCCACCAGGGGGCAGGACAGUGUCGUUUUAACUCCGAUGGUGUUGUUGACUUCCUUGAGGUGGUGAGGGAGACUGAAGUUGCCCCUAUAGACGCUGGUCUCGGGUCAGUUUUGCAUUUCCCCCCCCCCGCUAAUUGUUUGACAUUAGGAUUGGGGAAUGGGAAGCUGAUCCUAGAUCUGUACCUAGGGGGAAACUUCACCCUGGAGUGAGGGAGAUACUGCUGUCCACAUCUAGAUCUAACUCCGUUUACAAUACAUAAUGAUGUGAAUCUGAUCUGUGCUACAGAAUUGCAUGGUUGUAAUUGAUUUAUGGCUCUUUUCUAUGGAGAAUUAAAACCCAGAAUAUCUUUCAA